AUCUGGCUGCUAACUUAUCUCUCAAUCACCUGCGGUCCAAUCGGUCCUGCGAGCUUCCUUCCGGUGAGGACUGAUUGUCAUCAGCCAUAGAGCACUGACAGUGAUUUCUCUUUAAUAGCCGAUCCGCCGUUGUCACCAGUCGCCGCCAUAACUUGCAGUUUGAUACCCAGCAGACCGAACCGUGCGACAGCUCUGACAGCUACUGUCACCCUCAGUCAAAAUAAUAACAUCCCAGCAAUCAGCUGGAGAUGAAAGAGCGCCGGCUUCCUGUUUGCGCGCGCACGGGAGCGAAACUCUGCCCAACAUUUGCCGAAGUUGGAACUGAAAGAAAGAGUUGGGGAAAGUUGCAGGUGAUCCGUACCAGAAAUAAAGGUUGCAUUGAAAAUAAAAUUUCCAGACACAUAACAGGUGCAAAAUGAGACGUUUGGUGAAGAAAUGUUAUGUUUAAAACAGAAAGCUGUAUUUACGCAGCUCAGGAAGCGGAUUGGAGAAAGAAAUCCUUCUGAAGAGGGGAAUGUGUUUGUCUUUAGUGAAUCCAGGGCUGUGGAUCAUUCAUCACAAAAUUUGCCAACCACGAAGCAGAUUCCUUCCAACAGUAAGAGUACGCUGCAAUUUAAUGGUGGGAGUGUGAGGUGGACCGGCCCCGGGGCGACGGGGCCCCUCCUCGCAGCAGCUGUUGCCGCAGAUAGCCUCUCCUGGCCCGCUCGCCUCCGAGGGGGAGCUCUCCCCCAUUAUCUAUCCCCGGAGACGGGGAAAAACAAAACACUGUCACCAUUAAACAUAUUCCCUGUCACGGCCCGGAGAAAGCAGGCCCAGGUCGUCGUGAUGGACCCCGAAUGCGCUGCCAUAUCAAAACACAGGCUCUGGAGGACACAGUUCUAUGAAGACAUAUUGGUUUGUGAGGGCUUUGUGUUCAUUAAAUACAUCUGCAAUGGUCACCCCAUCCCUGAGAGCCCCCCACCACCCACAGGUGUCAACUCCCACCCGCACCCCCCGUCUUUUCCUCCGUCGUUAGAUAAUCUGCCGCCCCACCUCGCCUCCCCCUCCUGCUGCUCGUCUAAAAAGGAACCCCAGCUUCCCCACCACCCCCUUGUUAAAUCCUCUCUUCCUCUUCCUCGCCUCCCCUGCUCCCAUCACUCAGCACCUGUGAGGAUCCCACUGAGAGGAGAUAAGGACCUGACGAUCUGA
This is a messenger RNA of Gambusia affinis (western mosquitofish), 1188 nucleotides long. RefSeq lists its product as uncharacterized. Lineage: Eukaryota; Metazoa; Chordata; Actinopteri; Cyprinodontiformes; Poeciliidae. Bases 436 to 1188 code for a protein of 250 amino acids. The transcript has 7 exons. The record is from RefSeq and is a predicted model, not a curated record.